UAUUACCCAUCUCUAAACAGUCAUAUCGAAAACAGAUGUGCUCUAUUGCACUAUGUUAUACAUGAAAAAGCUCUUACGCUGCUUACGCAUAAUGCGUAUUUAUACAUUUAUCUAUAGUAAUUUACAAAUUUAUGUCAUACGGAAGUGGUGAAAACUCUGCAAAUAGGCGCUCACCAAUCACUGGCUUCGUCUCCAUGGUGAUAGAAAGUAAAACAUAUCCAUAACCUGAAGAAACAUGGAAUUGUGCGUAUAGAACUACAGUCCUCGAAUGUCCUCGAUAUCAAUCUUUGUGUUUUAAAAACAAUGUCUACAGAAAAUCGUGAGGAGUCUAUGCGAGAAACUGCAUUACGGCUCGCCGUAGAAGAAGAAAACAGACGAAAGACUGAUCCAAAUGAAACUCACGAACGAUCCAUUAUUAUCCUUGGCAGCAAGGGGGUUGGCAAAACAACAAUAGUGUAUCGAUUUCUUGAAAAAGACGAAAGACCAAAACCGACUAUAGCGAUGGAUUAUUCAUUUGGUCGCAAAACUGUGAAAAGUUUAGUGAAAAAUAUAGUGCAUGUAUGGGAAGUGGGCUACUUGGCUUCCUCUUUGGUAUCUGUUGCAAUGACAGGAUCCACAUUAACACAUUCUCCUCAUCACACUGUGAUAUUAAUAAUGCUAGAUUUAUCGCGACCAGAGGAAUUAUGGUCUUCCUUCGAGGAGGCCCUUUCCGUAAUACGAAAUGGUUUGAAAAUGAGUUACGACUCUAACACGAUUCAAGAAUUACAGGAUAAAAGGGCAGCAGAUAGAAAAAAAGAAUUGGAACGUGGAGUGGAUCCAUUUUUAAUGAAGAUAUGCAUUAUAGGUGGACGAUAUGAUGAAUUUAAGGAAUUUGAUUCGAGUAAAAAGGAAUUUAUCGGGAAGAUUCUAAGAGCGAUAGCUCAUAAUUUGGGUGCAAGCCUUUAUUAUUAUUCUUCUAAAGAUAAAUUUCUCAUACGAAGACUUAAAGAUUUAUUAUCUCAUUAUGGAUUUGGUUCUCCAUUUACGGAGGAUAAGUGCACGGAUUAUGAGAAGCCGUUAAUGAUGCCGGCGGGCAUGGAUUCCUUCGGACGGAUCGAUUUGCAAUUCCCUCAAACGAGACCCUCGGCAAUUUUAGACACUAUCAAACAAAUCUACGUUUCACGUAUACCGCAAGUGUCGAGAAGCGACGAAAGUGCUUUGGAGGAUCCCAGUAACGACCCUAACUUUAAUGAGCCUAUUAUCGAUAGACUGAGAAUGCAGCGAGAAGAGGAGAUCAGCGUACUGCUGAAUGACAUGAUGGAAGGCCGUAUGCCGAAAAUCCCUGUGCCUGAUCCAAUUUAGAAAGUACAAAUAUUUUCGUUAUGUAUCCGUUGUGAUUUUAAAGCAGUAAGCGAAAGUAGAUAGUUUAUCUGAACUAACAAUACGAAAAGGAUGUAGAAGAAAUCCUUUGGCAUUUUAUUUCAAUGUUGUU
Molecule: messenger RNA, 1471 nt
Organism: Wasmannia auropunctata (little fire ant)
Lineage: Eukaryota; Metazoa; Arthropoda; Insecta; Hymenoptera; Formicidae
Product: cytoplasmic dynein 2 light intermediate chain 1
Exons: 8
Coding region: 304-1341 (345 amino acids)
Biological process (GO): intraciliary retrograde transport; intraciliary transport involved in cilium assembly
Cellular component (GO): ciliary basal body; cytoplasmic dynein complex; axoneme
Molecular function (GO): dynein heavy chain binding
Source: RefSeq, a predicted model, not a curated record